GACACAACCACUUCUCCUCUCUCUCCCAGUCUCUCCCCUCUCGCCUCCGCUGCCUUCUCCCCCAAGUCCCACCCCACUUCGCGGCCUCCGCCACCUCCUGCCGCAGGUACGCGCCGCCGCUCGUGCGUGUCGCACUCGCGGCGCUUGCGCCUAACCUCUCCCCCGGUUACCGACCGCACCGCAGGCGCGGAUUCAAUUUGUUCGCAGCGAUGGCGCCGUCCAGGCACGCGGACGAGGGCGGGCAGCUCCAGCUCAUGGAGGCCGACAGGGUCGACGAGGAGGAGGAGUGCUUCGAGUCCAUCGACAAGCUGAUCUCUCAAGGGAUAAACGCAGGAGAUGUCAAGAAGCUGCAGGAUGCAGGAAUUUACACUUGCAAUGGCCUAAUGAUGCAUACCAAGAAGAGCCUUACAGGAAUCAAAGGUUUAUCUGAAGCUAAAGUUGAUAAGAUCUGCGAGGCAGCUGAAAAAAUUCUGAGCCAGGGCUUCAUGACAGGAAGUGAUCUCCUUCUUAAGCGGAAGUCUGUUGUCCGGAUUACAACUGGGAGCCAGGCACUUGAUGAGCUACUUGGCGGAGGGAUUGAAACACUUUGCAUCACAGAGGCAUUUGGGGAGUUCCGGUCAGGGAAGACUCAGUUGGCUCAUACUCUCUGUGUCUCCACUCAGCUUCCAAUCCACAUGCAUGGGGGGAAUGGGAAGGUCGCCUACAUUGACACUGAGGGAACAUUCCGACCUGAACGCAUUGUGCCAAUCGCUGAGAGAUUUGGGAUGGAUGCCAACGCUGUUCUUGACAACAUCAUAUACGCUCGUGCAUACACCUAUGAGCACCAGUACAACUUGCUGCUGGGCCUUGCUGCCAAGAUGGCUGAAGAACCUUUCAGGCUUCUGAUUGUGGAUUCUGUGAUUGCACUGUUCCGUGUUGAUUUCAGUGGCAGGGGUGAACUUGCAGAGCGUCAGCAAAAGUUAGCACAGAUGCUGUCCCGCCUUACCAAGAUUGCUGAGGAGUUCAAUGUUGCAGUGUACAUCACCAACCAAGUGAUUGCUGAUCCAGGUGGUGGCAUGUUCAUAACUGAUCCAAAGAAACCAGCAGGUGGCCACGUGUUGGCGCAUGCUGCUACCAUCAGAUUGAUGCUGAGGAAAGGCAAAGGCGAACAGCGUGUCUGCAAGAUUUUUGAUGCCCCUAACCUUCCUGAGGGAGAAGCUGUUUUCCAGGUUACAUCAGGUGGAAUAAUGGAUGCAAAAGACUGAUCAUCCGCUCAGAGAGUGCUUCCUGUCCUAAGAUCUCGUUCAGGCUUCUUUAGUAAAGUCUGCAACAUACAUCUGUACAUCGAGAGAAUUUACAGUAGUGCUUCUUCAACAUAGAAAAAAGUAGGCAAACUCUAUGGUGCUUAGGCCUUCUACUGGGCAUUUUUGCACGGAGUUGAGAACAUGAGAGAUCGAAACAACUGUACCGAGAGGAUAUGUUUUCUAUGAGGUGAACGUCUUAAUGUGUUCUUGGCUUCCCAAAAACUAGGCAGAGUAUUUGCUAUGCAACAGGAGAACAUCACUGCGCUUCUUGGUUAGUUUAUAACAUACAAUGAAUGAA
Molecule: messenger RNA, 1581 nt
Organism: Panicum hallii
Lineage: Eukaryota; Viridiplantae; Streptophyta; Magnoliopsida; Poales; Poaceae
Product: meiotic recombination protein DMC1 homolog
Exons: 14
Coding region: 210-1244 (344 amino acids)
Biological process (GO): DNA strand invasion; DNA recombinase assembly; DNA repair
Cellular component (GO): nucleus; condensed nuclear chromosome
Molecular function (GO): DNA strand exchange activity; ATP-dependent DNA damage sensor activity; ATP binding
Source: RefSeq, a predicted model, not a curated record